AUGGCGCCUGCUGCUUCAUCCGCGGCUAAGAAACAGUCCUUGAAGGUGCUGACGACUAAGUUGAAGGAUAUACAGUUGUCUUUCAACGAUAUCUGGCAAUUUGUGGAGGACUUCACGGAAGAUGCUACUGUCACUGAGGUGGAAAUCCGUUUACAAAAACUUGAUGAGUUGUGGGAAAGGUUUGGCGAUGUCCUAGUUGAUAUAAAAUCUCAUGAUGACUUCUCGGAUGAUGGCGAAGGUUAUGAAAAGGAGAGAAAGGAGUUCAGCGACCAUUAUUACCGUGCUAAAUCCUUUCUUUUGGAUAGAGUAAAGGAGCGACAAGAACAUUCGGUGCUUGAACAAUCCAUCCGUAUCGGAGACACAACGACGCUGGGUACACUCGAUCAUGUUCGCCUUCCGCAGAUAAAAUUGCAAUCUUUCAGUGGUGACAUCGACGAGUGGCUCAGUUUUCGGGACCUUUUCACUUCUCUCAUUCAUUGGAAGUCUGAUUUGCCGGAAGUGGAAAAAUUCCACUAUCUCAAGGGAUGUCUUCAAGGUGAACCAAAGGGCCUCAUAGAACCGUUACAAAUUACAAAGGCGAAUUAUCUAGUUGCUUGGGAAAUGCUUCUGAAAAGAUAUAACAACAGCAAGUUACUGAGAAAGCGACAGAUUGAAUCAUUGUUCAAACUGCCUAGUCUCACGAAGGAGUCGGCUUCUGAAUUACACGUCCUCUUGGAAAAUUUCGAAAGAAUAGUUCAAACUUUGGAUCAAUCUGUACAAUCGAGUGAUUAUAAGGAUUUGCUACUCGUUAAUCUCCUCACCACACGGUUGGAUCCAGUCACCCGCAGAGGGUGGGAAGAAUGCUCGUCUAGCAGGGAAACAGAUACGCUUAAGGACCUUACGGAUUUUCUUCAUCGUCGUGUUCAGGUGUUAGAAUCGUUGCCAUCAAGAGCAUCUGAAGCUAGAAGCAAUCAGCAUGCACAACCACAUUCAAAACCGAAGCUUUCCCCUGUGAAGAACAGCUACAAUGCGACACAUGCAUCUGUGGGACGAUGUGUUGUAUGUUCGGCGAAUCAUUUGUUGUACCAGUGUGGAGCCUUUCAACGGAUGUCGGUAACCGAACGGGAAGCAUUACUUCGGACUAAUUCCCUCUGCCGUAACUGUUUCCGACAUGGCCAUCAGGCAAGAGAGUGCCAGUCGAAAUUCUCCUGUCGUACAUGUAAGGGUCGGCAUCACACUAUGGUUUGUUUCAAACGAGGAAAGGAUAGCAACGAUAAGGCAAACGAUAAGGAGACAAAUCAUGGAACUGUCAUUUCUACCAAGGAUACACCAGCUUCAUCAUCAUCUUCUUCUUCUUCUCAAAUGUCCACACUUGAUACCGCUAAUGUGUCUUUAGCUAACGUGGCCCAAUCGUGUAUUUCAUCACAGGUACUGUUGGCUACCGCGGUAGUCGUUGUCGAGGAUGAUAACGGUGGACAUUUCCCUGCCCGUGCGCUUCUAGACUCGGGAUCAGAGAGUAAUUUCGUAACGGAACGGAUGAGUCAACGGCUUAGAGUUGAACGGCAACGGGUGGAUAUUUCUGUAUGCGGUAUAGGCCAGGCUGCUACUAGAGUCAAACAGCGGAUUAUUACUAAGAUCAAGUCACGAGUUUCCGAUUUUUCACGAGAACUAAGUUUUCUCGUGUUGUCAAAAGUAACUGUGAAUUUACCUAUAGCUACGAUCAACCCAGCUGGAUGGGCCAUUCCUAGAAACGUUGAAUUGGCAGAUCCUUCGUUUUGUGUGUCUAAAGACGUGGACAUGAUACUAGGUAUUGAAGCGUUUUUCGACUUUUUCGUGACAGGUCGUAAAAUAUCAUUGGGAGAACAACUUCCUGCAUUGAACGAAUCAGUGUUUGGAUGGGUGGUGUGUGGUGGUUUGUCCAUUCAAUCGCCACAAAUUAAUUGCAAUGCUUCUUCUUCGGAGGAUCUGGAUUCGCUGGUAGCGAGGUUUUGGGAUUGCGAAGAAAUAGGAUCAGCAGUCAACUAUUCUCCGGAAGAAGCGAGAUGUGAAGCUAUAUUUGCACAAACAGUUAAGCGGAAUUCGGAUGGGCGGUACACCGUUUCUUUACCAAUAGAUGAAAUUGUUCUUGCACGGAUCGGCGAUUCUAGGAACAUUGCCUAUCGCAGGCUCCUGGGAACGGAGCGCAGGUUGGCAAGGGAUGCCAACUUGAGAGAACAGUAUGUUUCAUUCAUGAAUGAAUAUUGUGAUUUGGGACAUAUGCGGAAAAUUGAUAGCAAUAUUGAAGGAACCGUAAACCGAUGCUAUCUUCCUCAUCAUCCGGUGGUUAAGGAGUCUAGCACAACAACCAGGCUCCGAGUGGUUUUUGACGCCUCGUGCAAAACCUCGUCGGGAGUGUCUUUGAACGAGGCACUAAUGGUAGGACCAGUAAUCCAGGAGGAUUUACGAUCAAUUAUUUUGUGUUGUCGUACCAAACAGAUCAUGAUGGUAGCCGAUGUCGAGAAAAUGUUUCGGCAGAUCUAUGUCAAACCGGAAGAAAGAUAUCUGCAGUGUAUACUUUGGCGUUCGUCACUUACGGAGGAAGUAGCUACGUAUGAACUUAAUACGGUUACCUACGGCACGAAACCGGCACCAUUCCUAGCAACACGUACGUUGCAACAACUAACAAUUGACGAGAAGGAACGUUUUCCGUUAGCGGCGAAGGCAGUUGUUAGGGACACGUAUAUGGAUGACGUGAUAACAGGAUCGGAUGACGUCGAUGAGGCUGUAAAACUUAGGAGUCAGUUGACGGAAAUGAUGAGUUGUGGUGGAUUUCGGCUUAGAAAAUGGGCGUCGAAUUCCACGAAGGUAUUGGAUGGAAUCGCCGAGGACGAUUUGGCAAUCCGCGAAGGUAACGGAAUCAGUUUAGAUCCAGAUCCCGCCGUGAAAACUUUAGGACUCAUUUGGAAUCCAAGCACGGAUACUUUCCGAUUCCAAUUCACUAUUCCAACAUUAGAACAAGUUCAAACAGAAGUGCUCUCCAAACGUCGCAUCCUUUCGAUAAUAGCAACACUCUUCGAUCCUUUAGGACUGAUUGGUGCUGCCAUAACGACUGCAAAGUUAUUUAUGCAGAUUUUGUGGACUCUAAGAGAUAACGCAGGACAUCAAUUGCAUUGGGAUCAGCCGGUUACCCCGAUAUUAGCUGAAAGGUGGAGAAAGUUCUGUUCCCAGCUACCACUUCUGAAUGAAAUUCGAAUCGAACGACGCGUAAUUUUACCCGAUGCUAUAUCCAUUGAAAUCCAUUGUUUCUCUGAUGCUUCGGAAAAAGCAUACGGAGCGUGUUUGUAUAUCCGAAGCCAAGACGUAAAAGGGAGAGUGUUAGUUCGUUUAUUAACCUCUAAAUCUAAGGUUGCGCCUUUAAAAAGCCAAUCAAUUCCUAGGUUGGAACUCUGCGGAGCGCUUCUGUCCGCUCAGUUAUUCGAGAAGGUUCAAAAGGCUAUUGGAAUCGAAGCUACCGUCAGGUUUUGGACCGAUUCUACCUGUGUACUGCGCUGGAUUAGCGCUGUACCCACAACAUGGAGCACGUAUAUUGCAAAUAGGGUUGCAAAAAUACAAAACUUGACAGAAGGAGCAGAAUGGCGGCAUAUACCAGGAAUACAUAAUCCAGCUGAUUUGAUCUCCAGAGGAAUCUCUCCGCGCGAUAUUCUCGAUAACUCUGUCUGGUGGAAAGGACCUAGCUGGCUGACAGAAGCUUGUGAACAGUGGCCAAAGAUUCCUGGAAACUUCACUGGCGACGAAGGAGAUAAUGAGCGGCGUCGUACCACAAUCGCUACAACAUGCUCAUCGGUAGCGGAAUUUAACGACUGGUAUAUCAGUAAGUUCUCAUCAUAUUCGAACUUAAUCAGGCGAACCGCUAUACUGCUACGUUUCAUGAAAUUGUUGCGCACUCCAAAAGAGGAUCGUUUCAUUGGAUUUAUAACCACUGCUGAACUGCGAGAAGCAGAACUAGUUAUUCUCCGUCGUAUACAAUUGGAAGGUUUCGCAGAAGAAUUGAAAGUUCUGGCAAAGGGAAUGCCAGUAUCAGGACGAUCAGCGUUACGGUGGUACAAUCCUGGCGUUGCCAAGGAUUGUCUCAUCAGGUUAGGCGGACGUUUGAAUCACUCGCACGAAUCGGAGGAUACCAAACACCCAAUUGCGCUACCGUCUCACCAUCGUUUAACUCGGAUGUUGAUGAAGCACUACCACGAGAGAUUGCUGCACGCUGGUCCACAGUUACUGCUGAGUGUCGAUACAGCAAUUCAUGGGGGAAUUGCCAUCCGCCAGGGUAACAGUGUCGCGCCCGUUCUCAAGGACAGGAGUAGAUUAUUGCGGGCCGAUCUACCUGAGACCUGUACCCAGACGGGGAACAUACACAUGGAGUUAGUGUCGGAUCUAACUACGGAUAGGUUCCUACAAGCACUUAGACGAUUUAUUGCACGAAGGGGCAAGUGCACAGAUCUUUACUCCGACAACGGUACGAAUUUUGUCGGCGCCCGUAAUAGAAUCCAAGAACUUCUCUCACUGCUGAAAGGUAAUCGGCACUGUGAGCAGGUAACAAAAUUUUGUUUGGAAGAAGGAAUCCAAUGGCACUUUAGCCCACCAAGUGCACCACAUUUCGGCGGGCUGUGGGAAGCAGCCGUUCGUUCUGCUAAGCAUCAUCUUCUGAGAGUCAUCGGAGAUAAUCCAGUCACACCGGAGGAUAUGAACACUUUGCUCGUUCAAAUCGAAGGUUGCUUGAACUCUCGGCCUCUCACUGCUGCUUCCGAGGAUCCGAGAGACUUAGAGCCACUAACACCAGCUCAUUUUCUGGUAGGAUCGUCGUUGCAUGCUUUACCAGAACCAAGCUACCAAGACAUUCCAAUCAAUCGCUUGAAACAAUGGCAGCUUAUGCAACGAAAAUUGCAUGAAUUUUGGACUAGAUGGCGAAGAGAAUAUCUAUCCCAGUUGCAAGGCAGAGUAAAACGCUGGCGUCCACCAGUAAAAAUUGAAGUCGGAAAGUUAGUGAUAAUUAAGGAUGAUAAUCAGCCUCCCUUUCGAUGGAAGAUGGGACGAAUCUUGAAGUUACACCCUGGAGACGAUGAUGUUGUUCGAGUGGUUACUUUGAAAACUACCACUGGAUUACUUACCAGACCAGUAGAGAAGGUGUGCCUUUUGCCUAUUGGGGAGCAUGAUGAGAUCAACGAGAGCACAUCCAACGAAAAGGCAGUUCCAUAG
Molecule: messenger RNA, 5208 nt
Organism: Malaya genurostris
Lineage: Eukaryota; Metazoa; Arthropoda; Insecta; Diptera; Culicidae
Exons: 3
Coding region: 1-5208 (1735 amino acids)
Biological process (GO): DNA integration
Molecular function (GO): nucleic acid binding; zinc ion binding
Source: RefSeq, a predicted model, not a curated record